AUGAGUAGUACAGUAACAACUGAACAUCCAUCAUCAGCAAAUAAAACUACACAGACAAAUAUUGAACAAUCAACUGAUGAUUUAUCUAAUUUGGUUGAUGGUCGUAAUAAACCUUUAGUAAUUAUACUCGCUGUGACACUACCAACAUUAGCUUUAAUCGGUAUUUUAAUUCUAAUAAUUGUAUGUUAUCGACGAAGACAUGCAACAAUAUGGUUAAAAAAAAUUGAGCAUUCAAGUCGAUUACAAGCUAUUGUUGUCAAUCUUUCAUCGACUCCUAUUCAACCAGAUUAUUCAGAAAAGAAAUCAUCUCUUUCCUAUCGACAAAUUACACAACCACGUACAGAGACAAUUGUUUAUAAUCGUUUGAGUACACCACCUACUCCAGUAUUUGUCAAGUCAUUUAAUCAUUUGAAAUCAUCUACAGAAGGUGAAACUAAUAAAGCAUUUGAUGAAUAUUUAAUUAAAAAUGAUCAACAACCUGUAUUAAGAGCAACACUACAACAAACUUCGAAUCAUGGACAAAAUACAACAUCGCUGCAUACAGAUUUUCCUAUGUCGUUACAAGCGCCUGUUCGUACUAUUACAUCAGUAUUCGUAGAUGCUAUAGCUACACAUCGUCUUUCGUUGCAUAUUAAUGCGAAUAAUACAUCGUCAUCAUCAUUAGAAACAACAACGACAACAACUACGCAUAAUAAUAAUAAUCAUAGACAUUCAGCUGCAUCUUCAUCCUUAUCCAAUACUUCUCAAACGGUGCUUCUUUUUUCUCAGAGAACGGAAUUGUGA
Molecule: messenger RNA, 783 nt
Organism: Adineta steineri
Lineage: Eukaryota; Metazoa; Rotifera; Eurotatoria; Adinetida; Adinetidae
Source: the annotation of a GenBank genome assembly